ACAACUAUUUUGGAGCCAAAAACUGAAACUGUGAUGUCAAAAAUUUGAAAUUUUUGUGGUAAACAAUUUGUAAUAAAAUAUCUAUCAUGGACAAAAGUAGUUCCAAAUUAAAAUAUGGCCGUAGAAGAAGCAGGAGUUUGGGUGGCAUACUUAACGCAAGAGAAAUUUGUAAAACAAUCAGAAAAUCAUUAUCUUCCUCACAGAAAUUGCAAUUACUUCUACAAUAUGCUCUUGAACAUGGCUUAUCUAUGGCUGAAAAAGAUUUAUGUGAAGAUAUAGAUGAUGAUGCAUUUAAGAAAGCCAUUUCCAAGUGCCAAGUUAAUAUUGAAUCUGAGAUUGAAGAAAAGAAUUAUUGUUCCUUAGCAGUUGCUGAUAAAGAAUCAAAUGAUUUGAAUGCCUCUCUCAGAUUGAAAUAUGAGGAAUAUAGUUCUGCUGUUACAAAAUUGGAAGAAGAAAUUAGACAGUGGGAUGAACUUUUAGCAAGAUAUAGAUCAAAUUUGAAUGAGGAAAUGAAUGUAACUGAUAUCCAAUUUAAUGGUGAGGUUAAUUUUGAACAGUAUCAGCACCUGGAUUAUUCCACAAUUUUGGAAGAUGUCGAAUCAAUUGAUAGCCAUCUAAAUUAUCAAAUCAAGAAAUUAAAAAAGACAAGCAUCUUUCUAACAAGAUAUACAAAAUUAGCAAAUAAAGGCAUUUUAUCUUGGAGUAAAGAUGCAGGAAAGACCUUUUUGAAACCCUUUGAAGAUUCACCCAGAAGGUUAAUUAAAAAGUGUAUUUAAAAAACUUUGCACCUUCGUCUUUAAUUUCAUUUUUGUACAUCUUUAUGGAAACAUUUUUUAUCUCAUAUUUUUCUUCAAUUUGCUAAAAGUUUUGUAUGGAAUUCAUAAUUGAUUUGUAAUUUUUAUGUACAUAUAUAUCUGAAAUCCUUUCUCUGUGUUGUUUUUGUAUAUGAAUAUCAAAUGAAUGACAUGAAUAUCAUUGCUGUAUUUCAUUAUAAUGAAAAUUUUAUACCUCUUUUU
Molecule: messenger RNA, 1016 nt
Organism: Argiope bruennichi
Lineage: Eukaryota; Metazoa; Arthropoda; Arachnida; Araneae; Araneidae
Exons: 9
Coding region: 87-776 (229 amino acids)
Biological process (GO): chromosome segregation; cell division
Cellular component (GO): MIS12/MIND type complex
Source: RefSeq, a predicted model, not a curated record